Molecule: messenger RNA, 359 nt
Organism: Strongylocentrotus purpuratus (purple sea urchin)
Lineage: Eukaryota; Metazoa; Echinodermata; Echinoidea; Camarodonta; Strongylocentrotidae
Exons: 3
Coding region: 18-359 (113 amino acids)
Source: RefSeq, a predicted model, not a curated record
AAUAUGCGGCCUUGAAAAUGGACUCACUGAAGGAAACCUUUCUCCUGCUCAAAGACAACAUUAAACUCUUAGAACAGGUAGCAGAAGUUAUCUUCGAGCACCUGAUGAGGGACAUGAGUGACAUGCGUUCAGAAUUACGCAAGGAUAAAAUCGAACCCGAUCUCCUCCGAGUAGUUACGAUCCUACUCGAGUGUCCAGCCUUUGACAGGCCGGAUACAAAGUGGGGUGAUUGUAUCAUCAAAGAAAUGGCAGACUUCUUGACAUGGAUGUAUGAAGCAGCGAAGAGGAACUUCGAUGUGCUUGAAAAAUCAUCACAUAUUGACUACAACUGGGUGAUUUUAGACCGAUAUGUAGCAUAG